AUGUGCCCAUUGUGCAGGUGUUCCAUCCAGAGGGAGUGUUCCUGGGGGCCUCUGGCGCGCUCCUGGAUCGGGAUGGGCGAAGGUCCCCAGCAGUGCCCCUCCAUGACUCUCACCCCCCCAGAGAUCAGCCUAUCCGCUGACAUCAAGGUACCAUACAUUACAUCAUAACUGUUUUUAUGUGUCAUCAGGUGUAUGUAAGUUCAAACAUAUUGUUAAGUGAAUCAUGUGAAGUGCCAAGUCAUUAUUUAAAGUAUUGAGUUGUUACGUUCAUAAGAUUUCUCAAGUGUAUGUACAGUCGGUACAUUAUGAGGAUCAGACACAGCAUUGUGUUGGGUAUGUAGGUCAGGUUGGCUGAGAUAGGUCCAGCAGCUGUCCAAUCCCAAGUCAUCACUCAGGACCACAGGAAGCUGGGCCCACUGCCGUCUCCCCAAACAGGAAGCAGCAAGCAGGAAAGAGGAAGUCAGCGCCACAGCCAGGAAGGAUCAAUUCCAAAGACAAUAGAGUGGAGUUCAGUGUAGCAUGUUACCAUAUAUCACUGGCCUCUCCAACUACUGUCUCUACAGCUAUGUCAUCUUCCUGUCUGUCUGUCGCUCUGACUAUUCACCCCCCCCUCGUCUCCCCCUCUUCCUCCCCCUCUGUUUUUCUCCCACAUAUUGAAAUGAGUUCAGUGAGAUUGACAGACAAUGAAGUGUGAUGUUCCUCAGUGUUGUGAUCCCAGUAUAGAUCUCUCAUGUCUCUCGUCACGCAACAGUAUGUUUAGAUGCAAGUUUACUAUUGCCAUCUGUCUUUUGGAGACAUAAAGAUUUCUCUCUCCCUCUCUUUCCUUGCCUCCAACCCCCUCACCCCUCCUUCUCUCCACCAGGAUGUGGGGAUUCUGAUAAACGGCAGUGUCCCUGAUCUGGUUGGUUCGCGGGUGGAAUGUGACUAUGGAUUGGGCGUUGCCACGGCAGCCACGGUGCACCUUGACUACGGCCCAGCCCAGAUUCAGACCUGCCCCCUACUGCCUCGGGAGAGGUACCCCAACAUCCCCCCUGGCAGAGGUAAGGGUUACAUAUACUACUGGUAGACCAAUAGUUGGAUUUCAUCCUGUGACAUCACUGCUGAUCUUGACAUAUGCUGAGACAUUUCCAUAUUAUAUGUUGUUGUGCCAGAUCACCUGAUGGUUCCCGUGGCGAUAAAGGUGAACGGCACGUCCGUGGUUUCCGGGAGCUUCGUCAUCUAUGAUUGCGAGAGGACAGGAGUGAUACACCCCAAGACUGCGUGA
This is a messenger RNA of Coregonus sp. 'balchen', 1264 nucleotides long. The record is from the annotation of a GenBank genome assembly. Lineage: Eukaryota; Metazoa; Chordata; Actinopteri; Salmoniformes; Salmonidae.